Nasonia vitripennis (jewel wasp) is the source of this 2980-nucleotide messenger RNA. It is a transcript of the gene Jra, whose product is annotated as transcription factor AP-1. The transcript has a single exon. Gene Ontology annotation, biological process: regulation of transcription by RNA polymerase II; regulation of cell population proliferation; regulation of cell cycle. The coding region runs from base 497 to 1330 and encodes 277 amino acids. Gene Ontology annotation, cellular component: transcription regulator complex. NCBI's taxonomy places the organism in Eukaryota, Metazoa, Arthropoda, Insecta, Hymenoptera, Pteromalidae. The record is from RefSeq and is a predicted model, not a curated record. Gene Ontology annotation, molecular function: transcription factor binding; RNA polymerase II cis-regulatory region sequence-specific DNA binding; DNA-binding transcription factor activity, RNA polymerase II-specific.
GGUUUAGUCCGUCGAAGCAGAAUCUGCGGAGAGCCUGCGCGGUGCGCAUCGUGAGAGAGAGAGAGCGAGAGAGCGAGUAUUAUAGCUUCGAGACUGUUCCCCGCCAGCCAGUGUCUUCUCGUAUUUCGGUAAUACGUAAACGCGCGCACACGUGUGUCCCGCUCUCUGUGUUUGCGUGUGUACAUACGUCUGUGACUCGUAUAUAAAUCGUUAUUGUGCUCGACCGGCAGUGAAGUUCGCGGGUGCUAUACUGCAGUCAGCUGUCAGAGAGACAGCAGCAGCGCACGCCUACGUGCGGCGGCAACAGCCUUUUUCUACUGACGAGUGUGAGAGAGGGAGAGAGAGAAGGAGGAAAAUCACCGGAGCCAGCCGCGCUCUCGUGUUAUGUAAGAGCGGUCGGGCCGAAGUGCGUAAUAUAUAACACACACACACACGCACACGGAGGUCGCGAAGAGGGAGAGAGAGAGAGAGAGAGACACGCCUUUUUGGAGCUUCGAUGGUGCGCAACCCGACCAUGGAGCCGUCGUUCUACGAGCAGGAGGUCAUUUACGGCAACGGCCUCAAUCGGAUCGGCGCCGGGCCGAUCGGCAACGAGAUCGGCAGCAUGAAGCGCUGCAACCUCAGCCUGGACCUGAACGGCGCGAGACAGGGCGGUCCCCAGUCGAAGCGGCCGAGGCUCGGCCAGCUGACUCCCGGCAUCACCGGCAUAACUCCGCUCAUCAACUCGCCGGACCUCAUGAAGCUCGGCCUCACCACUCCCGACAUCGAGAGGUUCCUCAACGCCGACGGCAUGAUCCCCAGUGUGCCGACGCCCGUCGGCGGCUACUUCGACAGCAAGCUCGUCACCGAGGACCAGGAGAAGUACGCCCAGGGCUUCGUCGACGCGCUCAACGAGCUCCAGAACUCCGACAGCUCGCAGGAGCCCGGCAGCAUAAACGGCGCCAUCUACACGAAUCUCGAGCCGCCGGGCAGUGUCCAGAGCACCGAGUCCCUGCUCAGCCAGGGUAUGGUGCAGAUCAAGGACGAGCCGCAGACGGUGCCGAGCGUGUCGAGUUCGCCGCCGAUGUCGCCCAUCGACAUGGAGUCCCAGGAGCGCAUCAAGCUCGAGCGGAAGAGGCAGAGGAACCGCGUAGCAGCGUCCAAGUGCCGCAGGCGCAAACUCGAGAGGAUCUCCAGGCUCGAGGACAGGGUUAAGGUGCUGAAGAACGAGAACAGCGACCUCAGCCAGGUUAUCAACAAGCUCAAGGAGAGCAUCAGCAGGCUGAAGGAGCAGGUGAUCGACCACGUCAACUCCGGCUGUCAGAUCGGCACGAUGCCCCAGCUGUUUUGAGCCGAGGAUGCUGAUGAUCGGCUGGACUUUGUCCUGCUGAUCGGCGCUCCCCUGCUCCCUGAAGGAACACCGUGUUGUAAAGUGACUCUGCGAGUGCUGUACUUAUAGAGACGACGCGCGUGAAUAGUUGUGUUUCGAUGUAUAGGGAGUCGGAAGGGACGCCAUGUUGGAGAACGCGGCCGGCGGGAAAUUCGAAUUUCACGCGCCCGGACCCAGGACUGUACUGUGUACAUUGUAUAUUUAUACAUAAUUAUGAAUACUGUAUAUUGACGUGGCGCGCCGGCAGUCGCGGCUCCGCUUCUUUCUGUAUUAGAUUAUCCUUGGAAGGUGUUCGCGCUACUGCCGGCGCAAAGCUUGCGCGCUGUUAUACGCUAUAGUGCUCUUCAUUAAGUAUAUGCGCUAUUUUCUUUUCUAACGAUAAGUUAUCUCUACUCGGUUUAUUAUGUCGCCUAUUCUCCACGUACACGUACACGGACACACGAUACAUACGCCAAAAUGCUAACUUUUCUUCUUCUUUGUAACCGCGCGCGCACGUGCAUCUAGUCCCCGGAACUUUGCGCGUCGCGCCCCACGUUGAGUAUAAUCGGAUAGCGGAGGCGAAUUGCGAAUUUUUUAGAAUCUCGUUGAAAAUUUCGUAUUUUUUUGAAAAGCUACACUAUACUAAUACACACACUUGAUAGUCUUUCCCGCGCAAUUAACCUACUGCAAUGAGGUGCAAUUUUUCAUGUAACCGAGAAACAGCUAACGCUCGCGGGAUACAGUUGAGUGAUUUUUUACUUUUUUUUGAGAAUGCCAAAUAUGUAUGGUAAAAACGAUAAUAUAUAUAUAUAUAUUGUAUACAUAAUAACGCGUAAGGAAAAGUAUAUUUAUUUAUUGCAAUAAUACAUGACGCUCUUGUAUGAUAUGCGCGCGGCGUCGUGUGGACGAUGUGUAUUUUGAGAUUAUAUUACAUAGAAAGGAAGGAUAAAAAGUCGCUCAAGGUGAAUCCCUCAAAGCUAUGAAAUAUGUACUACUCUCUGACUCUAAACAUUGCCUAAACGAUUACGUUUAUUAAAUGUAAGGAUACCAUUUUUUAUAUGUAGCAACGCCAUUUUGCGAUUUUUAAACUAAAAACACGAGAUACUAAUACAUAAAUGAGGGAAAAAGAAAAUCGUUCCGCGAUCUCUCCCUCUUUCAUUGUUUCUUGUGUACAUAGGAACUUUGUAACUUUUUAACAUUUCUCGUGUAAACCAUAUGCUCCUUUCGAUAGGUUCUUGUCGUUGUUGUUGCAAUAUGGCGAUGCUGACUCUUCGUUGUUCGAAAUAAAAAUUUCGAUUUUGUACGCGAACGCGUAUACUUUUUCUAAAUAAUAUAUAUUGUCAAAGCUGCGAACAAUAAUCAUUGUGCAAAGUCCGAUGCGGAAAAGAGCCUAGCUAGCGUAUAAAGUGAAAAUUCUUAUAUUCAGUUUUCUUCGUAUGAAGUGUAAUUCGUUCGUUUUUUGUCCGUUCUUUUCAAGAAAGUCUAUACGCGUGCUUCGUUAACAGACUUUCUGGGCAAGCAAUUCACUGCACAGUGUGCCUUUUUAAGAAAAAAAUUUAAACGAGCAAUCGGCGUCGCAACGUCGCGCCGAUUUUGCUGAUCGUUUCCCUCUCUACCCCCAACCGCAUCUUU